Aquila chrysaetos chrysaetos is the source of this 1125-nucleotide messenger RNA. RefSeq lists its product as uncharacterized. NCBI's taxonomy places the organism in Eukaryota, Metazoa, Chordata, Aves, Accipitriformes, Accipitridae. Bases 296 to 916 code for a protein of 206 amino acids. The record is from RefSeq and is a predicted model, not a curated record. The transcript has 10 exons.
UUGUGAAGCUCCAACGAAAGCGUCGGCCGGCGUGUGCCUUCCACCUGUAUACAAACGUGAAGCAUGGGUGCAGUGUGUUGCAGAUGAGAGCGGCAACGGUGUCUUCCCAGCAGCAGGAGCACAGGUUUCUGCGCCGGAGAGAGAAGAGCUUCAGCUAAAGAAGGAUGCUUCAUGUCAAACUGACUUUCAAGGCGUCAGACAGACAUGGGUCAAGCAGCCAUGGCAGGAGCUUGCUAACCCUCUCAAAAGGAGCUCCCUCACAGAAGCUUCACCUGAAGCUGUGAAGUGCUACCGCAUGUACCUGCAGGAACAGAAACUGCAGUUGCAGAAGAAACUGUACCAUUCUAAAGCUAAGCUGCAGGAAUUAAGAGAAAGGCAUAUCCGGACUGAGCGUUAUGCCGAGUACCUGAGGAAUGCCCUCAAGUGGAAGGAGAUGGAACUAACUUUCAGGAACCUGCAGGUCCUUCUGGUCACAUAUUUUGGAACUGCGGCUAUCCCAGAGCUGGAAGACCGCAUACAACGGCUCCAAGGUCAACAGGCCAGGCUGGAAGCCACAGUCCAGCAACAAGCAAAGACCAUUGAAGCCCUUCGGAAAAAACUGCAAGCCUGUGCCUCAUCUCAUAAUGGCCUGGAGGACUUGGUAACUGGCUUUCAGACAACACGGACUGCAAAGGAACACCAAUGUCGGCAGCGUGGGAGCGAAAGCAAGGAAGUAAAGAAGCUGGGCAAGACAAAAUGCCGAUCGGAAGCGCUUCCGGAUGAAGUGUGGAAAAGAAAAGCCGCACUGGAGGAAGAACAGACCAGGUUGAAGAUGCUUCUGCAGAUGUCUUCGACAAGCCCGACUGCGUCUGCAGCGAGAAGGAGAAAGUCCCAGCUCAGUUUCCGGGGAGAGAUGAAGAAAGUUGUUCCGAACUGACUAACUAAAUUGUCACAGCCGAACCUCCAACGCGGUUAACGAUGAGAAGAUGCUGGAGCGGAGGAAGAAGUGCCAGUGCCAGAAAAGAGUGCUCCCAGGGAGACGCACGAAGCCUGGAAACCUUUGCCUUCCACCCUGUGCACCCACCACCCCACCUAUAAUUACAAGUGUUCUGUUGCAGUGUGGUAUUUAAUAAACUCUGUCACCUA